AUGGCGUGGGAUCAUUUGGAUAUCGAUAAGCCCCAUGUGGCGUACAUGAUCUUGGGAGGCUUUACGAGUCUGUUCAUGCUGUGCUCCUUGUUUGUCAAGGAGAAGCUGUACAUCGGCGAAGCCACGGUUGCUACGCUCUGCGGUAUCAUUUUCGGGCCUCAUGCGGCCAAUCUGUUCAAUCCCCUCUCGUGGGGCAACGUCGACAAAAUCACCCUGGAAUGCUCCCGUAUCGUUCUGGUCGUCCAAUGUUUCGCCGUCGGUGUCGAAUUGCCCAAAGCCUACAUGGAGCGUCAUUGGAAGUCCGUCUUCCUGCUGCUGGUGCCCGUCAUGACCUGGGGCUGGCUAGUAACGAGUCUCUUUAUCUGGUGGAUGGUUCCGCCUCUCUCAUGGCUGGAGAGCCUUGUGUGCGCCGCGUGCGUGACCGCCACGGACCCCGUGCUUGCGUCGUCCGUCGUUGGUAAAGGUAAAUUUGCGCGAAGAGUUCCAAAGCAUUUGCGAGACUUGUUGUCCGCCGAGUCUGGCUGCAACGACGGAAUGGCGUUUCCUUUCAUCUAUCUAGCGUUCUACAUCUGGCGCUACCGUCCCGAUGCCGGGAAGGUGUCGCUGAACUGGUUCUGCGUGACGAUUCUAUACGAGUGUGUUUUCGGCGCCGUCUACGGAUUUAUCAUCGGAUAUCUGGCCCGGCAUUCGAUCAAAUUGGCCGAGCGCAAAGGGCUGAUUGACCGGGAAAGUUUCCUGGUGUUCUACUUCGUGCUGGCGGUCUUCUGCGCCGGCUCGGGCAGUCUGUUGGGCAUGGACGAUCUCCUGAUAGGUUUCUCGGCGGGUGUCGGCUUUAGUAACGAUGGCUGGUUCACGGAGAAAACCGAAGAAUCGCACGUGUCCAACGUCAUCGAUCUCCUGCUCAACUUGGCCUACUUCGUGUACUUCGGGUCCAUUAUCCCCUGGGAGGACUACAACAACCCGUCCAUUGGCCUCGUGCCCUGGAGGCUCGUAGUCAUUGCCCUGCUGGUUAUCUUCUUCCGUCGCAUUCCCAUCAUGUUAAUGCUGAAGCCCAUUAUACCGGACGUGAAAACGUGGCGCGAGGCCCUUUUCGCCGGCCACUUUGGCCCCAUUGGGGUUGGUGCGGUGUUCGCUUCCAUCCUGGCCCGGGCUGAACUUGAAUCCGACAGCACUGAACCCUGGUCGGAGUCCGAGUUGCCGGGCCCGGGAAGCUCCAAUUACUAUAUCGUGCAGCUAAUCUGGCCCGUCACCACGUUCAUGGUCAUCUCGUCCAUCUUGGUCCAUGGCUCCUCCAUCGCCGUCUUCACCUUAGGAAAGCGCAUUAACACCUUGACCAUCACGCUCUCCUACACCACAGCCAACGAUGAGGGUCCAUCUUGGAUGAACCGCCUGCCUCGCGUGCAAUCUUUGGCGAAGGGUUCAAUGUCUUUCCGGAAACCGGAUGAUGUGGAGGAAUCGUCCAACGAGCCGGAGUAUCCCCCGGGGACUCUUCCGCCCAUCGGUGUUCCUGGUAACUUCUUGCGUCGGGUUCGUGAUGAGGAUACGGAGUCGACCGGUGGUAGGUCCGCUCGUCGGCGCCGCAGACGUCGCAGACGCGACGAUGGCGCCGGCGGUCCAAUUAGUCAAUCUGCCAUCGCACCCCAAAGGACGCUGGACACGGAGUCAGAUGAACAAAGGGAAAAGAGCGAUGAAUCCGAGGAGCGCGACAAGAUUGAGCGCGAGGCUUCCCCGCCUUCUAAGGAAGGCGAGAAGUUUGGACGGGAGCCUGCUCUUGAAGUCUACUUAGAAGGUCACAAUAUGAUCAUGGAAGAUGAAGAAGGCAACGUGCUCAAGGUGGAAGAUGUUAGUCACAUGUCUACUGAGGAGCAGCAGCGCCAUAUGGAGCAGCAGCGCCAGAAGCUACAGGAACAGUCGGAUCAAUACGCCCAGUCCCGUACCAAACCUCAUCGCAGGACCGAAGGAGAGGAAAUCGAGGAGGCUGUCGGUGAGAAAACCGGUCAUCCCUUGGAUAGGGCUCGCAUGCGGUUUGGCCAGUGGUUCGGAUUCGGAAAGAGUCGUGCGGAAGACCAAGAUGACCGAGAAGCCCAGAAGAUUGCCGACAAGAAGAAAACUGAGGAAGCAUCGAGAAAGCCCAAACGCAAAGGUCGCUCAGCUCAUGCUUACCAAUUCGGCAACACCAUCAUUGUCGAGGACGAAGACGGAGAAGUCAUCAAGAAAUACUCCAUUCCUUCCACGGAUGCCCCCGAGGCUGAUGCUCCGGUUCGACGCGGGUUGACGCGAAUGGGAACUUGGUUCGGCAUGGAAGAGGAGGGCGAGUCGUCGCAGGCAGCCCGCAAGGCCGCUCAGGACGAUUGGUUGGCGGAUGACGGUCUUCGCUUCACAUUGGCGGACGACAAUGAAGUGGGCAAGAGAGGCGUCGAGCACAAGGGUCGCCGGAUGACCAAACAUGAGUUCGCUCAGCAGAUCCGUAACCUGGGGCCCAAAGCGCGGCGGGAUCUGGUGGAGGAGACCGAUGCGCCGGAGCGGGUGAAGAAUGUGGCUCGCCAAGAGGCCCGGAAGGCGGAUUCGCAAGAGCGCCGCAAAUCGGACCCUGGCGUGGCCACGCAAACUCCUGUGCCGGUCGCGGAUGACGAAACCGGCUCCGGCAGCGAAUUCAGCGAGGACGAAUCGGACGAAGAUGAAGUGGCUGGGGACAUUGCCGCUUCGUUGGCCCGCUUCACGCGUGGCACGGCAGCUGAGGAGCGGCGCAGUACCCACCUCAGCAGUCCUCCAGCUCCCUCUCCGAAAUCGCGUCCUCGGUCGCGCCGGGACUCUGAAGAUGACGGCACCGAACGUAUUCCGCCGGCUCAGCUGCGCGAAGCCGCCGGGCUGUCACGUCCACCCCAGCAAGCGGACUUGGAUGACACCGGUGAGACACCGGCGGAACGACGCCGUCGUCUGGCCGCCCUGGGUGAAAUCAAUGACUCGGACGAUUCCGAUGAUCCGGAUGCUGCUCUGGAGUCCGAUGAAGAGAGCAAUGAUAUUGAUGCCGGGGCGAAGGUUUCAUUUGCGGACGGCACGAAGCCCGCCGGAAGCCGACAACAGUCGGGCGACACCUCCAGCGAGGGUCAAGAAAACAGCUCCCCGUAUGCUCGGCAGAGUCGCAGUCAUAGUCGCCGAAGCAUCUCCUGGGGAGGUGAGAAGGGCCGAGAGAACUGA
Molecule: messenger RNA, 3198 nt
Organism: Aspergillus sclerotioniger CBS 115572
Lineage: Eukaryota; Fungi; Ascomycota; Eurotiomycetes; Eurotiales; Aspergillaceae
Product: Na+/H+ antiporter Nha1
Exons: 1
Coding region: 1-3198 (1065 amino acids)
Biological process (GO): sodium ion export across plasma membrane; regulation of membrane potential; intracellular potassium ion homeostasis
Cellular component (GO): plasma membrane
Molecular function (GO): sodium:proton antiporter activity
Source: RefSeq, a predicted model, not a curated record